GAGAGCUUGCCUCCGCAUAAAUACCAGAGCAAGUGGACUCUUUCAAUUCCUGUGAAGAACCCAAACCGCGAAACUGCCGCAGCUCUUCCCCGCCGGUAGAAAUGGAGGCGUUUGCUGCAUCUUCAUCUGGUUCAAAUGGGCCGGGUCACAUUGGCAUAGCCGAAUCAUACACAAGGCUCCCUUUUCUGUACUUCUCGUUGAUGCUUGUUUGGUUUCUUUCUGUUUGUUUAUGGACCUAUCACACUUGCCGCACCCGCCAUUUUCAGAUAAAUAAAUUGCAGUGGACAUUAACUUCCGUUCCCCUAAUCAAAGCGUUACAACUUAUGCUAUGCUUCCUCUUCUGGUCUUCAUGCUUCUAUGCACAUGUAUGCUCGUUGUUGAUAUCUUUUGGGGUAUAUUUGACAGGAGUCCUUUCUCAGGCAGUGACAUUUGUUGCAUUCUUAAUUAUCUCUCAUGGAUAUUGCAUCACCCGUGAGAGUCUAUCUGUAUUUGACCGUCGAACUACUGCUUCCCUUGGCUGUGUUUUCUACUUAACUCUUAUUGGCUAUCGAGCUUCCAUACCUUAUUUCUCAGUUCUCCUGGUGCUCAACUAUUCCAUACUGUUUUAUGUGAUAUUCAGCCACAUAUAUCAGAACUUGUUGCUAUUACGGGAACAAUUGACCAUUGUUGAAAAUGAGGAUGUCCCUGGUAUGCAUGAUGCGAUAUACAUGAAGUAUACCAUGUUGAAGAAAUUUCAAUGUGCUAUGCAUAUUGUGGCUGUUGCAGAACUUGCAGUUAUGAUAUUCAUAAACAUGGAAAGUUCGGUGGAUUCCUACUGGCUUCGGUUGUUGAUUCGUGAAUGGGCACACUUCUCUAUUAUUUUAUUCAUUGGGUGGACUUUCAAAUCAAAAGACUUGGGAUCUAAUUUUGGUGUUACAUUAAAACCUGAAGGCAAGAGAAGAUUGCCUCCUAUCUAUAGCAUUGAAAUGGAUGGAGCUACAUUUAGAGACUUCAACAGCCAUGAGUGGCACAUUGGUGUGCCGACUUCAUCUUCCAAAAAGGGAAGCUUGCCAGGUUCAGUUUUGGUUGUAAUUCAGCACCCCCGCAUGAUGAAGUCAAUAUCAGCUCUCACCACAUCCUAACUCAUCCUGGAGAAAUGCUGAUAGACGAAGACUGGAAACUAAUGAAGGAUAAAGGCAUUGACUUGAUGAUCGUAUAACUAUAACUAUAACUAUGAAAUGUUUGAAUUCAAAUUUUGGUAACUUUUAUGUAAAUAUUUAGUUAUUUACACUCCGCAAAUAGCACAGACAAGAUGUGCAGUGCAAGCCUGCAAAAAGUUAUAUAGACAAAAUUGCGGCUGCAGAUGGUUGAAU
Messenger RNA from Cuscuta europaea, 1352 nucleotides. The record is from the annotation of a GenBank genome assembly. Lineage: Eukaryota; Viridiplantae; Streptophyta; Magnoliopsida; Solanales; Convolvulaceae.